AGAGGCAUCGGGAGAGCGAGCAGGAUGCACGAGCCGAGACAGCGAGGCUGAUAGAGUCUGGUAUCGACUUGGAUAGAGACGGAUAGUUUGGGAGGAGGGGGAAGGGGAUUCGGAUAGCCUAGCCACUACCUCACCAGUCCACGUUAUCCUUCUACUCCACAUCGUCCCCCAGCACCCCUACAGAUGUCAGGAUGUCGGUGAACCCCCCCAACAGCAACGAUGCGUGCCUGAGUAUCGUGCACAGCCUGAUGUGCCACAGGCAGGGCGGCGAGAACGAGGGCUUCGCCAAGCGCGCCAUCGAGAGCCUGGUCAAGAAGCUCAAAGAGAAGAAGGACGAGCUGGACUCCCUCAUCACCGCCAUCACCACCAAUGGCGUCCACCCCAGCAAGUGCGUCACCAUCCAGAGGACGCUCGACGGCCGGCUGCAGGUCGCGGGACGGAAAGGGUUCCCCCACGUCAUCUAUGCCCGGCUGUGGCGUUGGCCUGAUCUGCACAAGAACGAGCUCAAGCACGUCAAAUUCUGCCAGUACGCCUUCGACCUCAAGUACGACAACGUGUGCGUCAACCCAUACCACUACGAGAGAGUAGUGUCCCCAGGCAUAGUGGGCCUGAGUCUGCAGAACCCAGGUGAGUGUGGCUAUUCGCCUCACCCAUCUCCACCCCUCUGCUCGGCUUCACUCUUCCGGAAAGGUCCUCCAGGCCGGCCCAUUAAGGAGGAGUACAUCCACGACUGCAUCCAGAUGGACGUCACGUCCGGCAUGCCCCCCCAGCCGGACCACCCCGGCUCCAUGAAGAUGCCCCCGCCCGAGCACUACGGCCAGCCCUUGCCCCCGCUGCAGCUGCCCCCCGAACCCCCGCGAGCACCCCCGCCAGUUACCCUCUACCCCAACAUACCCCUCUCCCCCACUGCUCCAGGCCCUAUGAUGCCCAUGUCAGGUGGUCUCGGCGGUGACGGUCUGCUCCAGAUCGCCUCGUCUCAGGGUCAGGUGCUGACGGCCUCCCCUCCCCCCUCCACCCCCACGCACGGACCCCCCCAAGCUACCCCCACAGCCCCCCAGCCCCCCCCACCCAACCAGAACGGCUACAGCACCCCCAAACACGCGCAGACGCAAGGCACCUUCCACACUACGUGGACAGGCAGCAGCACGGCCUCCUAUACCCCCGUAGGACCCCAGCAGAACGGGCGCUCUCACCAGCCGCCUCUCCACCACCCAUCCCACUUCUGGUCUCAGCACCACUCUGCUCCGAGUUUUCCCCCUCCCGUGUCCAAUCAUCCAGGGCCAGAGUUCUGGUGCUCCAUCUCGUACUUCGAGAUGGACGUCCAGGUGGGCGAGAUGUUCAAGGUGCUGUCCAGCUGUCCGGUGGUGACGGUGGACGGCUACGUGGACCCGUCGGGAGGAGACCGCUUCUGCCUGGGCCAGCUGAGCAACGUCCACCGCACAGAGGCCAGCGAGAGGGCCAGGCUCCACAUCGGUAAGGGCGUGCAGCUGGAGUGCCGGGGGGAGGGCGACGUGUGGAUGCGCUGCAUGAGCGACCAUGCCGUGUUCGUCCAGAGCUACUACCUGGACCGCGAGGCCGGCAGAGCGCCUGGAGACGCCGUGCACAAGAUCUACCCAGGAGCCUACAUCAAGGUGUUUGACCUGAGGCAGUGCCACCGGCAGAUGCAGCAGCAGGCGGCCACAGCUCAAGCAGCAGCUGCAGCGCAGGCAGCCGCAGUAGCAGGCAACAUCCCUGGACCCGGAUCAGUAGGAGGCAUCGCCCCUGCAGUCAGUCUCUCUGCAGCAGCCGGCAUCGGAGUGGACGACCUGCGGCGCCUGUGCAUCCUGCGGCUGAGCUUCGUGAAGGGCUGGGGGCCCGACUACCCGCGGCAGAGCAUCAAGCACACCCCCUGCUGGGUGGAGGUGCACCUACACCGGGCGCUGCAGCUGCUGGACGAGGUGCUCCACACCAUGCCCCUGGCCGACCCCGGCCCCUCCAACUGAGACAGAGAGAGGGGGAGAGCGGGGGCGCCACGGCUACCCCACCUGCACUGGCAUGUUCCUGGGAGAUGCACACACACACACACACACACACACACACACACACACACACACACACACACACACACACACAUACUCACAGGCAUAUACACACAUACACACACGCACACACAGGCAUAUACACCGACAGACACACACACACACAUACAGAUACAGACAAAGGUAUAGAAACAUACAAGCACACAAAGGCAUACACACAAUAACACGAAGAGGCACACGCACACACACACACACACACAUACACACUGUUACAUACACACAGAUGCAUACAUACACCCACAUAUAUACACACAAAAACAAAUAGAAACACAUCUAAGCUUACCUACUGGGCCAAAUCAAGAUGAGUAUGCCAGUGUUGAAUUUGCACCUGUUCUUUUGUCUCUUCUUCUUCUUCUUCUUCUUCAGUAGCGUACUAAACAUGCAAAGGUUUAAACAACCAAAUGAUCACCACAGCCAUUCAACAGCAAUGAAAUGAUGUAAGAAGGGAGGGUGUUCUUUUUUUCUCUCUCUUUGGUUGAAUUUCUGCUGGUGAUCGUCUUGCGCUGGUGCCAAGGCUCGCCUCAGAACCCAACACAAACACAACUCCAACGCAUGCAACUCGUUAAGAACCCUUCUGCACUACGCGAUCCGUUAACGCAAACCAAACACUGUGUGCGACUCACCACACAACGACAUCAUGUUAAUCCGUGAGUGAGGCUUCAGGUAGGCGCUGAAAUGGAUCAGGCCGGAGUCGGUCCAGUUUCUGACCCCAGGGUACCGUUCCAGUUGUCCACUAUCUGGGUUUGCACACUCUCGUAUCAUGACCUCUAUAACAGUAUACAGGUGUAUGUGGAUCCCUGAAAUAUGUUUUGGAAAAGAUUUCACUAGAAAUGCAAUCACAUUGUGACUUUUUUUUUGUUGUUGUCGUUGUUAGGAGAGUUGUUUUUGAUGAGUUUGGAAUAGUUUUCUGUUUUCUUUUUCCGUUCUUUCUCAUUCAGUGUGUCUUUCUUUGCACUGUAACGUUACAGUACGUACCGUAUGUGGCGACAGUUCGAUAUUCACGUGCACAGGGUUUACAGCUCAUUGAGUUCAGGGAUACAGCUUUACUGUAAAUAGAACUUCGUAGCUUUGCACAGCAUUUUAUGGCAAGCAUAAUACGGGAAGGAGAAACCUCAUCAGUCAAACCAAACAUUCAUUUGGAUGAAAAUCUAGCCUAAAUGUAUUUAAGGGAUCCAUUGUUUGUCAAGCACUUUCGUAACACAUGUUUCAAGCUUUCAUACACACACACACACACACACACACACACACACACACACACACACACAGACACAGACACACACACAAACACAUACCUUCAGAGCCAACAGAAACACCUACACAUACACACACACACACACUAGGGACUUAUCUUGUCCAAACCUGAGAAACCAUUUCCAGAGGGAGAAUAGAUCCCCACAUGCAGGAUUCUAUUCACGAGCCCAACACACAUUUCUUACUUCUGUCUAAACCCAUUCCGGCCCUACUGGAAUGUUCUGGAACUAUCAUGAUUUUGUCAUAGAAUCUCAAGACCAGUGAGAUAAUUCUAGAAGAUAGAGACAGUUUAGACAUUGGCAUCACAAACCCCCACCCCAGUACUCGUAAAGUGGUCCUUUGUGCCUCUCCCCUCUGUGCAACCUUUGACCUUUUCACACAACCUCUUGUCAGUUUGGUAGCCUUGCUACCUCGCUAGCCAUAUUCACAACCAUGCAAGGCAUCAGCCCACCAACGUAUUUAUUUUCAUACAAAAGAAAAACAAAGAUAGACAUACAAAUAAGACAAGAUGAAUACAAGUGUGUCCAGAUGUUCAGCUUUAAUAAGAAUACAUUGUGACAUUGGUGUGUGUCUGUGAAGAGUAGGUUCAGUGUAUAUAACCAAAUCCUUUUUUGCCAUGUGGAGAGACAAUACUCCCCAAAGCCUGAUUACCUCAUGACAGCCCAACUGAACUCAGUGUUGAAACUGUUGUUUUUCUUUUUUCUAUCUUUUGUCCUAAGCCAAAUACACUCUACCUUUGCAUCUCUCAUAAGAUAGCUUUGACACUUUGUGGCAAUCAAAUAGGGUUCUGAAUCGUGAGACCUUAAAGAGACAACCAGGCAGGAUUCACAGACACCCCCCCCCCAUCCCCAACCAUCACCCAGACCAGCAAAUAAAUGGACUAAUCAGCUCCAUAGAUUGCAGUGCAUCUUAAACGAUGUUCACUUGUCUGUGCACAUUUCAUCGUUUCAUGUAACCACGGUGAGUGAGACCGGAAUCCUACCGGAACCUAACGCGAGCAGGCCUGACAUUCUGACCAAACACUCUAGAGCAGAGCACUCCAGAAUAUUUGAGUCGGACCAACGGGUACGUUACAUCGGGCACGUAACCGAAGCGUUCCGCUCAAAGUGUUCGCUGCGACAAUUCGUUUCCAUUGUAAUCUGGCUACGCCAGAUGUGAUAGCGGCACGUGCAUUCGAAACAGUGUUCUAGAACAGUUUCUGUGCUCUUGGAGCUGAACUCGGUUAGUAGUCCGAACUCGUGUAGUCCAACCGUUAGCAUCUGCGUGAUGACGAGCGUAGUACACUGACAGACUCUGACAAGAUUUGGGAAAGAUUCUUGAAAGAUUGUUGUCUUUUGAUUAAAGCUUGAAUGAGGGGCAUUAGUUAAAGACUACAAUCUUUCAAGAAUCUUUCCCAAAUCAUGUCAAAGUCUGUCAGUGUAAGGUAGGCUUUAGUCAAAGUGAAGACCAUGUCUAUGUUGUCGUCCUGGAGUGAGCUUAGUAAGAGUUGUUUUUGUGUGUGACGUUGUUGUUUGUCCGUGAGGUUAGAGUAAAGGACCUGUGUGCCUUCCAUGACAUGGCCUCUCUACUCCCUCUCCCAGACACACGCGCCUACGUCACAUCAGCGUCAGAGCUCAUCGCAGGCACCUGGGCAUUCAGCUCUAGAGGACUGGAACAAUAGGCGGAUUCGACUUGAUGUAGCCGCUUACAGUUGCUUAAGCUGACUGCAUACCUGAUUAUUUCUGAGAUUCUGACACGUUUUCAACCCGGAGUUGUGCAUACGUCACGGUUGAAAACGUUUCAGAAUCUCUGAAAUAAACCAUGCUACGCAGUCGUCUUAAGACGGCUGCAGGCGGUUACUGCAAGUCGAAUCCGCCUUAUGGUUCAUCUGCCUGCCACUGGUUGAAUACAAGAGCUCUAGAAGGCUGUUCACACCAAGAACGAUAGCUAUCAAGAUAACUGUAACUAUAACGAUAUUAGUGUCGUUAUCGCUGUAGUUUAUGUGUGGACGUCGUCAUUUAUAUUAGCUAGAGCGACACUUUUGUGCCGUUAUUGUCGUAGUUAUCGCUCUUGGUGUGAAUGGCCCUUAAGUCAACGUAUAUGGUUAAAUGGGCCCUUUGCUGGUGCAGGACAGUAGUGAGUUAAUGUGUAGUCUUUGGUAUUGAACCUCUUGCCAGAUUGCCACUAUGAAUAGAGUGAUACUUUCUUAUGCGUAGAAGUUCACUAGAUUCACAAAAUACACCAGUUUCAUGAUUGGAUUCUACUAGUAUUUUAGACAGUUGCUCACUGAAGUUCUGUGUGAUUUUCACAGGAGUCCUUAGCUUACUGACUUAAUAGGUGAUGGUGGGGAAAGUGGGGGAAUCGGUUCCUUUACGUUUGAGAAUGAUAGUGGUCUAGCCACUCCAAACCUCUGGUGAUGUCUUUUUUUGUGCACUUACACACUGCCAGCAUGUCUGCAGCUGACGAUGGAAGAGUCGGCCAUUUGUAGUCGUCGUCGAUGUCAGCUCUUGUCUCGGCCAAAGUUAGCACUUUACUUGAACCUUCGAACUUCGGACUGACAUGUCAAAAUCUUGUCAAGGCAGAUGUCAAAUGCUGUCGUACAUAGUACAGUAAUAGUAAUAGUGUCAUCACACCUUGCUUGUCUCGACUGAAAGAUACUAAUGUAGUUUAAUGACGUGACAUUAUGCUGUUAGGGUAUAGAGAGCUGCUAUCAUUGCUAAAGAUAACGGUAACACGGCAUCGUGAAAUCACUGGACAUCAGCUGUUAUGAUGUGUGCAUCUAACUUAAGAAAGAUAAUCUGAAAAGAGAUCUACAGACUUAGACUACAGUGAAAUGAAAAAUGAGAUUUCUAUAUGGACUAAAUUACUGCUAUGCUGUGAAAGGAGAGAUCUCAACAGGAUCGCAAAUCAUAGUUUAGUUUUGACCGAACCUUUAGAUACAAUAUGUCCUCCUCUGUCGACGUUGAUGUUUUAGGAAGAGGCACACAUGUUCACAAUCAAGUGCAUUUAACUAGCCUAUGACAAGAACACAGCUCAUAGCUAUGUGAAGAGAGAUAGCCAGGAGAUCCCUUUUUUUAAUCAAUUAUGCUAGAUUUUUAUAUUAAAGUGCCUCGUCUAAUUUCUGUCUCAAGAUGCCUCUCCUAAGGAAUUUUAGGAGACAUAUUAUAUGUGUUUGAUUAGUACAUAAUUGAAAUAAUAAUGAGAUUGCAUCCAGGUCUCCUGAGCUUUCAAAGAUACAUCUUUGAAAACGCAAAUGUCCCUAUGGACUGCUAUAAUAUUUUCAAGACGUGGUUAUGUCUGUCUAAUGAAGUAGGGUUCAAGUAAAGUGUUACCGGCAUGAGUACGAAGUAUUGUUGUGACCUACUUCCUGUCACUCGCCACUGUUUCCUGUUUCUGGUCUGUGCCUUCAUCGUUGCAUCAUUCCAGAUCGAUUAAGUGUAGUGUUGUGAUAUCAGGCCCAGUUUGGAAAAUGACAUAUAUUUGGAUAGGCACUUUAGUUCAUUUGGAUGAUUUCAUUCAUCAGUAGGACUGGCAGACCUUCUUUCCAUUUUAUAUGAGAAAAAGAAUCAUACACUUCUAAUAUGUAAUAUGUUGUAAAGCAGUACAAUCAUGAUUUUUUAGAGAAACACACCGUGAGUUAAUAUGCUGAAAUAGAUCUAAAUUGGUAACUAGAUGUUCUAAGGUACUGUAAACCUGCUGUUGUGAGCUUAGACUUAUUUGCAAUGCUUUGAGGGGGAGUCGGGUAGCUUACCUGCUGUUUUGUGACGAUAAUCGUAAAAAAAAAAUAUAUUAAAAAAAAAAAAAAAAAAAAACGUUUGCUUGACCAUCUUUUUUAGAAUAAUACUGUAGGUUUAAUUUUGCCUUAAAACUGACAAAAUGCAUAUUUGUCGCCAGUGUCGCUGUUGAAAGAUUAAAAAAUAAAUAAAAUAAGUAAAAACGUUACCUCGCUACCUAGUAUGCUAAUAGAGACUGUCUGCACGCUGCCAUCCCUUCCCCGCGCCCUUUCUCCUUCCUUUGGGACGUUUCAUCGUAAGUGAACCCAGGGAUCAAGUGGUCAUGCUGCAAAGGCUGUGAUGGCGAUAUCCCAUAAUGCCCUCCACCCUCCGAGCUCCAGCUGUGUCCUCAUGUGGUUUUAAUCGUUGACCUAAAGUAACCUCUUUGUGCAGGUUCAUUAUCAUUCUUAUGGAAAACAAAAAUAUGCCAAUAAACAAGACAAUCGCUCCAAUUGGAAAACCUUGCAGCAUUCCGUGUUACAAUAGCAAUUUCUUACAACAAUAGUAUUUAAACAAUGUUAUCCAGUGUAGAAAGACAAAUGAUGAAUUUGGCUAUUUUAUUGAUAUUGUUAAUUCAAUUAUUGUUGUAAUUAUAAUGAUUUUAUUGUAUAAGGACGUGCUGCUCCUGUUAUGUUGACUGUACACCAAAGUAAAACAUUUUGAUACAAAACA
This is a messenger RNA of Sardina pilchardus (European sardine), 7753 nucleotides long. It is a transcript of the gene smad10a, whose product is annotated as SMAD family member 10a. Gene Ontology annotation, molecular function: I-SMAD binding; RNA polymerase II cis-regulatory region sequence-specific DNA binding; DNA-binding transcription factor activity, RNA polymerase II-specific. The transcript is spliced from 12 exons. Gene Ontology annotation, cellular component: heteromeric SMAD protein complex. Gene Ontology annotation, biological process: SMAD protein signal transduction; cell differentiation; transforming growth factor beta receptor signaling pathway. The record is from RefSeq and is a predicted model, not a curated record. Lineage: Eukaryota; Metazoa; Chordata; Actinopteri; Clupeiformes; Clupeidae. The coding region runs from base 192 to 1982 and encodes 596 amino acids.